Molecule: messenger RNA, 2367 nt
Organism: Hypanus sabinus (Atlantic stingray)
Lineage: Eukaryota; Metazoa; Chordata; Chondrichthyes; Myliobatiformes; Dasyatidae
Product: extracellular calcium-sensing receptor-like
Exons: 5
Coding region: 16-2367 (783 amino acids)
Biological process (GO): G protein-coupled receptor signaling pathway
Cellular component (GO): membrane
Molecular function (GO): G protein-coupled receptor activity
Source: RefSeq, a predicted model, not a curated record
CGGCUGGUGCAGACAAUGAUUUUUGCCAUUGAAGAAAUAAACCAGAAUAAGAAUCUCCUCCCGGGAAUAACACUCGGGUAUCAGAUCCACGAUGACUGCUCGUCCUCCGCGAUCGCCUCGAAAGCAGCGCUCGCACUGAUCAAUGGAGAAGGGGAAUCAAUUGAAUUUCCUCAGUGUAGAGGUUCUUCCAACGUCGCUGCCAUUGUUUGCUGCGAUAUAUCUACAAAUUCCAUCGUAACCGCAAGAACAAUGGGAUCCUUUGGGAUUCCGCUGAUUAGUCACUACUCCACCUGCUCCUGUCUCAGCGAUAAAAGAGAAUACCCCACCUUUUUUAGAACUAUCCCCGGCGACCAGUACCAGUCUAAGCUCCUCGCUGAACUGGUGAAAACCUUUGGCUGGACUUGGAUUGGAACUAUUAGAAGUAACACCGAUUACGGUAACUUCGGAAUGCAAGGAUUUGUGGAACAUGUGGAAAAGUUUGGCGUCUGCAUUGCCUACUCUGAGUCAUUUUACAGGACCGACUCGGCAGAGGAAAUCAGUAGAGUUGUCCAGGUGAUUAAGCAGGCCUCUACUAAGGUGGUAGUGGCCUUUGUUCACCCUGGUGAAAUGCGAAUUUUAUUGAAUGAGAUUUGGAGGCAAAAUGUAACCGGAAUACAAUGGAUUGGAAGUGAAUCCUGGGUGACAAGAAAUUUUCUCCCACCUGAAGAAAGAGCAAUUUACCUCACCGGGACAAUUGGUCCAGCCACGCAAAGGACAGAGAUAGAUGACCUCAGAGAUUAUCUUCAUAACGUCCAUCCUUCCAACUUUCCUGACAAUAUUUUGGUGAUGGAAUUUUGGGAAAACUUAUUCACCUGCUCCUUUAGGAUAGACAGCAGGGCAAUUCCGGAUAACUCUCGACAUCGAGUUCGGCAAUGCACUGGAACGGAACAGAUGGAAGGGAUAGAAAAUAGCUAUCUUCCUGCGGUAAUGGACGGAAGUUCGUACCACGUAUAUAAAGCGGUCUACUCCAUCGCUCACGCACUGCACGACAUGUUCACCUGUGUCGAAGGAGGCGGACCCUUUGUGAAUAAUUCAUGCGCGCAUGUUACAAAUUUCGAGCCUUGGCAGUUGCUACACUACCUCCGCGCCGUGAAUUUCACAGCGAAAGCGGGAGAAACCGUAUAUUUUGAUGAAAAUGGUGACCCGGUGCCAAGGUACGAAUUCGUGAACUUACAAACGAAUUUCAAGGGCAGCGUCGACAUUGUAAAUGUCGGAUAUUAUGACGGCUCGGCGCCGGCAGGGCACGAACUAACGCUGAAUGUCGAGAAAAUCAGGUGGAGCACGGCCGGAAAUAUGAUCCCACGUGCUGUUUGCUCAGAUCCCUGUCGUCCUGGAACAAGAAAAGUCACACUGAAAGGGCAGCCGAUAUGUUGUUUUAACUGUGCAGAGUGCGCCGAUGGUGAGAUCAGCAACGUCACUGAUGCCACGGAUUGCAACAAGUGUCCAUCUGAAUACUGGUCCAAUCAAUCAAAAACGCAAUGUGUUCUCAAGAAGGUUGAGUUUCUGUCUUUUGGAGAAGUCCUGGGUUUUGUAUUAGUGACCCUUGCUCUCGUUGGAGUGUGUUUUACAUUGGCCACUGCUGCAGUUUUCUACCGGUAUCGACACACUCCUAUGGUCAAAGCGAACAACUCCGAGCUCAGCUUCGUGCUCCUCUUCGGCCUCCUGCUUUGCUUCAUUUGCUCGCUCGCCUUCAUUGGAGAACCGUCCAGCUGGUCUUGCAUGUUGCGCCGCACAGCUUUCGGAGUUGUGUUCGUCCUCUGCAUUUCCUGCAUCUUAGGCAAAACGAUCCUUGUAGUGGUUGCCUUUAAAGCAACUCUACCCAACAGCAGCGUGAUGAAUUGGUUCGGACCGGCGCAGCAACGCUUGGGCGUAUUCGUCCUCACCUUUUUGCAAGGUAUAGUUUGCGUUGUCUGGUUAAGUGUGUCACCUCCGUACCCUCUGAAAAACAUGAGACAUUACAGAGACAUCAUUAUUCUGGAAUGUAACGUGGGCUCAUUGAUCGCCUUUUACUUUGUGUCGGCCUAUAUAGCUCUGUUGUCCAUUGUGUGUUUAGUGCUUGCUUUCCUUGCCAGAAAACUCCCGGACAGUUUUAAUGAUGCCAAAUUCAUCACUUUCAGCAUGCUGAUCUUUUGCGCUGUUUGGAUAACUUUUAUUCCAGCUUAUGUGAGCUCUCCAGGAAAGUACACCGUGGCUGUAGAAAUGUUCGCUAUCUGGGCAUCAAGCUUCGGUCUGCUCGUCUGUAUUUUUGCACCGAAAUGUUACAUUAUCUUACUGAAACCGGAGAGUAAUACAAAGAAAAAUAUAAUGACGAAAGAGACUUCAUUAUAA